AAAUUAUUAGUGAACUUUAUGCGUUGCAGCUUUAUAAUUUAAUUUAUUACAUUAAUCUUUAAAGAUUCUUUAAUUGUCAGUUACGCAAAUUUACCGAAAGGUUCACUUAAAAUUACAACUGUUUCCGUAAAUUUUACGACAGGUCUACGUCAACUUAAUUUCAUUUGUGCUAACAGGGCGAAUUGAUGGAUCGGAACGUUUUUUUUUUUUAAGUCAAUGCCCGAUACAAUCUAAAUCCCAUUAUUUAAACUGUCGCCACAGUACGAGUCGUAAAAUUCAGUGAUAAAUUCCGAGAAGCCCAGCAUAAAUUUAAAAAGCUUAUGAAUAUUAAAAAAUGAAUAAAUUACAACCCAUUAACUAUUUAUUUAUUGGUAUUGGUAUGUCUUAGCUGAAGAGAUGCAACCGUUUUCGUUUGGUCAUUACAAUAAAUGACCAUUAAUUAUCUAACUUGUUUCCCAAGAGUUUUCUUCACAUUGCCUGGAAAAGCAAUAAAAAAUUAAUUAAUAUUGUGUAAACAUUGCCACAAUUUAUGACAAAAUCAAUUAUAUGUUAUAAAAUGAUAAAAUUUCACGGAUGGAUAGUAAUUGUAAUAAUACUAUGCAACUAAAAGAUUAUUGUAAUAAUCGGGUUCCCUUCACUUAUUUAUUACACUCGGGAUAGGAUAUAUUUAUUGUUUGUCUACUAUCGUCACUAUUUUCGAUAUACCAAGCAUGAGAUACAUUACAAGUUGGCUACCCAGCGCCUUAGCAAGGUCCCAAUACGUUAACAACUUCCAGUAUCUGACCUAAAUUUAAAUAUAUUCGCCAGCGGGAGACACGCGAUUCAAUAAUCUAACAAACAUUUUAGCCUUAUAUAUAUAUAUAUAAGCACCUUCAUACGUACAUUUAUUGUUUUAAGUACAAACAAACGUUUCGGUAAGAUAAUAAACAAUAUUCUUCAAGCUAGAAUGAGUCCGUGCCAGGCUGUGAUAUUUUCUCUGAGCAUCUGUUUUAUUAAUUGUCUUCAGACUUAUGGACAAAGGAACGAGCAUCCUAAAAUAGUCGGCGGGAAUUACGCAGAUGAAGGACAAUUUCCUUAUCAAGUUUCAUUGAGGAUUAAGAAUCGUCAUUUUUGCGGUGGAUCUAUUAUUAAUCACAGAUGGAUAUUGACUGCCGCUCAUUGUUUGAGAAAUUUCAACGAUACGGCAAUUAAAGUAGUAACGGGAUCAACAAAAUUGGACGAAGGAGGAAAUUGGUAUCAAUCAGUCCGUAUUGUCCCACAUGAACGUUACAGUUCAUUGUUUAUUAGAAAUGAUAUCGGGCUGAUUGAAGUAGACGAGGAUAUUGAAUUUUCUGACAACGUUAAGCCUGUUGAUCUUCCGACGGGUAACUUUGAUAAGAGUGAUUAUCCGGCUUAUUUGUCUGGCUGGGGUAAAACUAACUACCCAGGCAGUAUUCCCAACGAGCUCCAAUACAUAAAACUCACAGUGAUUGAUCAAAAACAGUGCCGUAACUUCAGUAUGCGGGUGACAAGCACCAACAUCUGUACAUUGAAUGGCCGAGGCGAGGGAGCUUGUCAUGGAGACUCUGGUGGGCCUCUAGUCGCAGACGGAGUUCAGAUCGGCGUUGUUUCUUGGGGAAUCCCUUGCGCGAAGAACAAACCCGAUGUCUUCACAAGGGUCCACAGCUACCUCGAGUGGAUUAAAGAAACAACCGGAGCCGAAUCUGAAUCUGAAUCUGAAUCCAACACCGAUACUUUCGAUUUUAUCGAUGAUGAUUUUUAAUGAUAAUUAAUUUAACAGACAUCUAAAAAUUUUUUUUUAAUUUUUAGAAUU
This is a messenger RNA of Cotesia congregata, 1813 nucleotides long. NCBI's taxonomy places the organism in Eukaryota, Metazoa, Arthropoda, Insecta, Hymenoptera, Braconidae. The record is from the annotation of a GenBank genome assembly.